Messenger RNA from Fulvia fulva, 1050 nucleotides. RefSeq names its product Integral membrane protein sed5. Gene Ontology annotation, cellular component: SNARE complex; endomembrane system; Golgi membrane. Lineage: Eukaryota; Fungi; Ascomycota; Dothideomycetes; Mycosphaerellales; Mycosphaerellaceae. Gene Ontology annotation, molecular function: SNARE binding; SNAP receptor activity. The transcript has a single exon. Gene Ontology annotation, biological process: intracellular protein transport; endoplasmic reticulum to Golgi vesicle-mediated transport; vesicle fusion. The coding region runs from base 1 to 1050 and encodes 349 amino acids. The record is from RefSeq and is a predicted model, not a curated record.
AUGUCCGCUCUCACCAUGGCCACUCACGCUUCCAUACAAGACCGCACGCCCGAGUUCCGCAGCAUCCUCGCACAAGCACAGAAGUCCCUCGCGCGGCAACGGAAAGCAGGCGGUGCGCAAGCACAACCACGACUACAGCAACAAAAUGGCCAAGCGACACCACCCACGAGGAAACAGCGCUCGGAAUUCGCGCGCAAUGCCGCAGCGAUUGGACGUGGCAUCUCCGCCACAAUGGGCAAGCUACAGAGGCUGGGAGAGCUGGCGAAGCGGAAGACGCUGUUUGACGACCGGCCUGUCGAGAUUGCGGAACUCACAUACGUGGUUAAGCAAGAUCUGGCGGGUCUGAACCAGCAGAUCGGGCAAUUGCAGCAAACGCAGAGGCAGACGAACCAAGGCAAGCAGGUGGAUCAAGAAGGAGAACACAACAAGAACGUGGUCGUCCUACUACAAGGACGCCUAGCCGAUGUUGGCGCGAACUUCAAAGAAGUGCUCGAAGUACGAACGAAGAACAUCCAAGCGAGCAGAAGCCGACAAGACAACUUCGUCAGCAGCGUAUCGCAGCAAUCGCACCUCGGCGACGGGCCCGGCAGGACAGAUUCCCCUUUAUACGCAACACCACAACGAGGACCAAGUCCGAAGCCACCACAAUCGAACGGCGCAGACGUCCUAUCCCUCGACCCUUCCUCCGAUCGUUCCGCGUUAUACUCAAGUGGUGGAGGCCAAGCAUCGCAGCAGCAACUGCAACUCAUGGAAGAAGGCAGCUCCUCCAACACAUACAUCCAACAGCGAGGCGAAGCAAUAGAAGCCAUCGAACGCACAAUCUCCGAACUCGGCGGCAUCUUCGGACAACUCGCGCAAAUGGUUAGCGAACAGGCCGAGCAAAUCCAACGAAUCGACGCCAAUACCGACGAUGUGGUGGAUAACGUCGAAGGCGCACAACGAGAGUUGAUGAAGUACUGGAGCAGAGUGCAAGGCAACAGGUGGCUGGUGGCCAAGAUGUUUGGCGUGCUGAUGAUAUUCUUCCUGCUUUGGGUUUUGAUCGCUGGGUAG